AUGGAAGCGACCGGAACGGAGAUCCGACGCACGAUAGCGAGAAAGGAAUCUGGAGGCGAAUUAGUGCAGUUGCCGCGUCUGAACAAGGACGAUCUGUGCCCCGCCGUGCCGCCUCCUCAUCAUUUGAUUACAACAAACGACAAGCGAUCUCGAGGUAAACAGAUGAGGGACACCAACUAGGUCAGACGCUAAACUAUCUUCACGUAUAUCAAGGGUUCGAGUGAGGUAAUCAAGAAAUGGUAUCGAUAGGUUUCAAGGCAUGGUAACGAUAUGUUAAAGGAGUCAAUAAUAGUUAGAUAGGCAGUAUAUUAAGGUUUAAGACAAAGUCUUUCAUUUACACGUUAGGGGGUCAAAAAGUUUUGUCGUUGUUCGAGUUGGAAACUUUAUUAAAUAAACGACAAGACUUUUCAAUUUAACUAUUAUAGACUUAUAUUGUUAUAAUGAGAACUUCAAAACGAAUACCGACAGAUGCCAACGGUCUCAAAGUACAGAUGCUAGCGUUCUUCACGGUAAAGUACAGGUGUCAACGUGA
Molecule: messenger RNA, 532 nt
Organism: Bursaphelenchus okinawaensis
Lineage: Eukaryota; Metazoa; Nematoda; Chromadorea; Rhabditida; Aphelenchoididae
Source: the annotation of a GenBank genome assembly